AUGGCAAUUUUUAUCGUGUUACAGAUAAUUAAUGACUCAAUUUGGGGACCAAUAGAAUUGUCUCCGACGUCAUGGAAGAUCAUAAACACACCAGAAUUUCAACGACUAAGGUUUAUCAAGCAGUUGGGAGGAUGUUAUUUUGUGUAUCCGGGUGCAUGCCACAACAGAUUUGAACAUUCUAUAGGAACUGCACACUUAGCAAGAACGCUUGGUACUGAAUUACAGAAAAAUCAGCCAGAACUUAAAAUAACUCAGGAAGAUAUCAUUUGUUUGGAGGUUGCUGGACUUUGUCAUGAUCUAGGACACGGUGCAUUCUCUCAUCUGUUUGACCUGCAGUUUAUUCAAAAAGCAAGACCUGGAUAUGAAUGGGAGCAUGAAGAAGCAUCUUUGAAAAUGCUAGACAGAAUUUUCGAAAUUGUCAGUUUAGACGAUUUGACUAAAGAAAGUCAAACUUUCAUCAAAGAACUUAUUAAGAAACCAAAAGGUUCUUACGAAGGAAGACCUAAAGAAAAACACUUUCUCUACGAGGUAGUUGCCAAUGACGUAAACAAAAUAGAUGUUGACAAAUGGGAUUAUUUCUCACGUGAUUGUCACAUGCUAGGACUCCAUCAUAAUUUUCAAUGUCAGCGAAGCAUAAAGAUAGCCAGAGUUAUCGAACAUGGAGGAGAGAGACAUAUAAGCUUUCCAAAAUCGGAAUAUUUGAACAUAUUUGAUAUGUUUUCUACACGGUAUACCCUACAUCGCCAAGCCUAUCAACACCCAGCUAAUAGAGUUGUUCAAACGAUGAUUUCAGAUGCCUUUAUCAAAGCUGACAGGUAUCUUACAUUCCCACCAAACAAGCCGAAAGGAAAGAGCGGGAAGACUUUAUCAGAGUCAAUUGAUGAUAUGGAUGCGUACAUUUGGGUGACAGACGAUGUUUUCCAUAGGAUUAGGACUCUAUCUGAAGACAAUGAAAAUGUCAAACAGGCUAAAACAAUACUAGACAGAAUACUGAGCCGUGAUUUCUACAAAAUAAUUGGAGAGAAAAAGGUUCAGUUCAAGGGUGAAAAGCAAAAGGUAUAUUUAAAGGAGAAAUUCCAAUACUCGUAUGGAAAAAAGAAUAAAGAGCAAAAGGUUCUAAGGGAACCCAUAUUUAAUAGAUGUAGUGCCUAA
Saccostrea echinata is the source of this 1152-nucleotide messenger RNA. Its product is annotated as deoxynucleoside triphosphate triphosphohydrolase SAMHD1-like. Gene Ontology annotation, cellular component: nucleus. The transcript has 9 exons. Gene Ontology annotation, biological process: defense response to virus; regulation of innate immune response; dGTP catabolic process. Lineage: Eukaryota; Metazoa; Mollusca; Bivalvia; Ostreida; Ostreidae. Gene Ontology annotation, molecular function: dGTPase activity. The record is from RefSeq and is a predicted model, not a curated record. Bases 1 to 1152 code for a protein of 383 amino acids.